Molecule: messenger RNA, 762 nt
Organism: Aspergillus niger
Lineage: Eukaryota; Fungi; Ascomycota; Eurotiomycetes; Eurotiales; Aspergillaceae
Exons: 3
Coding region: 1-762 (253 amino acids)
Source: RefSeq, a predicted model, not a curated record
AUGUCGGUCACCGAAGACGCCAAAGUUGAUCCCAUGUCGCCCACCUCCGACCCCAACCUGACUUCGCAAUCCACAACCAUUGCCGUGCCAUCAUCAGAAAGUCAGGAGCUUCCUAGUGCCGCCCCUCAUCCCGAUAACGCCCAGGCCGAGAGCCAAGAGCCCAGUUCGGUGGAUGCGAAACCCACAGAGAAUAAUGAGGAUAAUACGUCAGCUCCCGUCCUCAAGCAGGACCCAGUAGAUGCUGCUCCAUCUGCAAGCGCAUCUCCUCAACAACACGAUGAGGCGAAGGCUCCGGCAGCUGGCUCCGAGCCAUCGUCCCAGGGUUCAGAUGAGGCUGCUAAAGAAGAGGAGGACACGGGCCCAUCCUUGGUGAUCACCCUGCUCUUGAUAACCGGAUCCCGACACCCGUUCAAGAUCGAUGGGAAAUACCUGCGGAAACGGUCGGUCAAUGUAGAGAAUUACGAUCCAUUCGCCAUGAGCGUAUACACGUUGAAGGAAUUGAUUUGGCGGGAAUGGCGGCAAGACUGGGAGCCGCGCCCAUCAUCACCCAGCUCCAUCCGACUCAUCUCAUUCGGCAAGCUGCUCGAUGACAAAGCCCCGUUAUCAGACUCCAAGUUCAGCCGGGAUGCUCCCAACGUGGUCCACAUGACUGUGAAGCCCCAGGAGAUCGUUGACGAAGAAGACGCCAAGUCCAAACCCCAGUACACCCGGGAGCGGGAGUCCAGUGAGCGUAGCCCUGGCUGUCGCUGCAUCAUUCAAUAA